This is a messenger RNA of Alosa sapidissima (American shad), 3826 nucleotides long. It is a transcript of the gene waslb, whose product is annotated as WASP like actin nucleation promoting factor b. Gene Ontology annotation, molecular function: actin binding; small GTPase binding. Gene Ontology annotation, biological process: regulation of Rho protein signal transduction; actin filament organization. Lineage: Eukaryota; Metazoa; Chordata; Actinopteri; Clupeiformes; Clupeidae. The record is from RefSeq and is a predicted model, not a curated record.
UUCUCACGGUGCAUUUGCGUUUCUAAAUCUCCCAGAGGAGAGGACCACUCGACCCUUCCCUCUCAGCGCAACGAUUAAAUAUUUCCAUAGCUUUGCCGUGGUUAUCUGUGUAUGUCAAACGUCUGACCAGCGCAAGGGUAUUUGGGAGAGUCGCAGCGCUCCAAAACGUACGUAAAUAAACUCAGAAUCGCCGUGGCUCCCUGUCAUGCGCAAUGUUGCGUUACACUGCUGCCAUGUUGGAUCAAGCUGUCGAUGUUGCUGUCUGAGUUACGAUGAAAGUUUAGAUUUUUGAGACAGUGGGACACCAGAGCUAACUGGUUUUUUUUGGAAGUCGAAGGAACAUCUGCACCGUAUUUCAGACUCCCUGAACAAGUUAGGGAUUUUACGUUCACCUCGCUUCGUCCGCAACAAACCUGCACCCAUGAGAGGGUCCGGUUGCAGGCCACGGUGAUCAAUGACUGCCUGUCUCUAAUUUUCUCUCUUUUGGAGUUCACAGUAUUCUGUUUUUGAUUGACAAUUAAGUAUGAGUGGUCAUCCGCCGCCUCGGCGGCCAACGAAUGUCGGAUCCAUACUCCUUACCCCGCAAGAAAACGACAGUCUCUUCAAUCAUCUGGGCAGGAAAUGCAGCGUCAAUAUCACACCGGAAUUCUCCGUUAAAGAGGGAAGGGAUGCCGUUUGCAUGCUAACACAGAGGCUGGAGAGGGGAGCCUGUGUGGGGGCACAAAGACUCCUGCCACAUGGUGUUCCUGGAGCACAACAGCGAGGGCAGUUAGCUAACAACGCCACUGGAAAGGGCUUUGCUCCAUGUCCAUCUCCCACCUUGUGCUCUCUUCCUGCGGGCACACUCUCUGGCCGCCAACUGCCUCUGUUGAGUUGCAGACGCAGCAGCGGUGGUGCUGGAGCUGUGUUUGACCAGAUCCUGUUCGCAGGGCCCAAAUGUGCUAACAGGCCCCCAGUGUGGCGUAGCCCUCCACGACCCGUCAUUUGGGGCGCAUUCCUGAGCCGCAGCUCUUGGCAGGCUGGUGGAGGGCGGUCCGCUGGCCAGCGUUGCCUGGCACCGCUGCACUGCCUGGUGCUGCCGCAGGACGAGCUCUACGGGCCGCUGUCCGAGCCGGCCGCCCGCCUCUCGCUGCGCCGCGGAUGCUCCGCGCUGGACAUGGGCCACCUGCUGCUGGACCCGGCGAGCGACUCUCCGGCCAGCUCCUCCAGGUCCCAGAGUCCCGCUGGCACCAGCCCCGCCGCUUCACCUGUCUCCAGCACUGGCUCGCCAGCUGGGCACGAGAGCCGAGGACCUGCCUUGCCAAUGGCCACCGUGGACAUCAAAAACCCGGAAAUCAACAACAUGCGUUUCCAUAACAAUUCCCAGAUGAACAACAUUGUCCACAGCAACUUCAACAAGAAGGAGAAGAAAGCCAAGGGCAAACGGAAGAAACUGACCAAGGCGGACAUUGGCACGCCAAGCAACUUCCAGCACAUUGGACAUGUGGGCUGGGACCCAAACACAGGCUUUGAUUUGAACAACCUGGACCCUGAGCUGAAGAACCUCUUUGACAUGUGCGGCAUCUCGGAGGCCCAGCUCAAAGACAAGGAGACGUCCAAGGUCAUCUACGACUUCAUCGAGAAGAAGGGUGGCGUGGAGGCGGUGAAAAAUGAACUCCGCAGACAAGCCCCCCCUCCCCCACCCUCACGUGGCGGUGGCGGCGGCGCCCCCCCACCUCCUCCACCGCCCCACCACAGCGGCGGACCCCCACCCCCUCCACCUGCGCGCGGCCGCGGAGCGCCACCCCCUCCACCCUCCCGAGCCCCCUCCUCUGCUCCGCCGCCCCCUCCGCCCUCCAGACCGGGCAUGACCGCCCCACCUCCACCCCCUCCACCCUCCAGAGGGCCUCUGCCUCCCCCACCCCAGCCUGCCCACGCCUCCAUCGCUCCACCAGGGCCUCCCCCACCUCCCCCUCCCUCCUCCUCCUCUUCCUCUGCUGCCUCCUCUCCCUCCAUGGGUGGAGGAGGAGGAGGAGCGCCCCCUCCUCCACCACCACCCCCACCCCCACCGGGACCUCCACCCCCAGGGCCUCCCCCACCGCCUGAGAACGGCGGGGGGGAAGGGCUGGACUCACCCGGCACCGGGGGCAAGUCGGCGCUGCUGGAGCAGAUCCGUGGCGGCACCCAGCUGAAGAAGGUGGAGGCCAACAACAAGCCCGCCGCCACGUCUAUCGGCCGCGACGCACUCCUUGACCAAAUACGACAGGGCAUCCAGCUCAAGACUGUGACUGACGGCCCGGACUCGGCCCCGUCCGCUCCGGCCCCGUCUGCGGGCAUCGUGGGAGCCCUGAUGGAGGUGAUGCAGAAGAGGAGCAAGGCCAUCCACUCCUCUGAUGAAGAUGAAGAUGAUGAUGAAGAGGAAGACUUUGAUGAUGAUGAUGAAUGGGAUGACUAGUGACCCCCCCCCCCCCUUCCUAAGUAAUAAUGACACUAAAUUGCUCCUGUCUUUCUAAAAUCUUAUUCAAAUUAUAAUGUAAAUGUUCUAUCAGUUUUUUUCUUCUUCUGUAUAUUUUUGUUGCCUUUAAGCUUUUUUUUUAUCAUUAAUCUGUGCAAUACCUCAUUUAAUCUGUAAAGGUUUGUCAUCCUCUGUAAAGUUUUUUUUUUUUUCUUUAUUAACGUGCAAUUUUACAUCAAGUUUUUCUUGAUUUGUAGAGUUGAUUUUUUUUUUUUUUUUUUUUUUCAUCAGUUCAAAGGGAGAACUAUGGAUCAGAACUGAUGGAACCCUUAAUGUUGUAAUGUCAGUCAAAAGUGAAAACACUAUUUUCAUACCUUUAUUCUUCUGUACUCAAAAAUUUCUUUUUCUUAUCGAAAUCUAGUUUAGCACUAUUAUUUUUCUCGAGAAUCAGCUCUUUGGAAUAUCCAGGCCCAUUGCUGUUGAUGAAAUUGAUUUUUGUAAAUUUACUCAAGAGUAUGAGUCUGUUAUAUUUUUGCACGAAUUGAGAAGAUAAAAAAUGAAACAAAAAAAGAUAGCAAGAAGCAGAUAUCCACUACAUAGGAACAGGGCAAUAUCAUAACUGUAUUUAAACAACAAAGAAUUCUUCUCUGGAGCAACCCUUGAAAAUCCAUUAUGGGGGAAAAAAAAAAGAAAUUGAACACUACGCAAAAAUGCAACACUACAGCAUACCCGUAGGCCGUAACUCUAACUUUACAGGUGCAUACUUUUUUUUCUGUUUCUAUUUUUGUUUGUUUUGUUUAAUUUUUGUUUUGUUUUUAAAAAUUCAACACUAGCGUAUCGUCGAUGUCGUCAUGUAUAUCUUUUACUCCCCCACCCCCCGAAACUCGGAAGAGGAAUCAUGGGUCUUCAACGCUCUAAUCAGGGCCGCAUUCAAGUAAAUGAUCGGUGAACGAGGGAACAACGUCUCGGUGAUCUAUUUCUUUUUCUUUGUUUUUUUUUUUUUUUUUUUUUGUUUUAAUCAUGCCAACCUGCUGCAUUGUUACCUUAAUAAUUGAGUCACGUGACUAAUGGCCACUGCUCACAAACACUAGAUUAACCCUUUCAUUCCCCUAUGGGGCGCUAGCUUGGGGCCAUAGCUUGAUUCACUGACGUAACAUGCAGGGACGUGGCUACUGACAGACCGUGGGAACACUAGUAGCGACAAAUGCAGAAUGAUUUGUUUUGUUUUUUAUAUGCAGAGCAGUUGUUGUCUGAGUUUUAUCAAUUUCUCUUUCAGUUGUUCCUCAACAGGAAAUAGCUUUGCAUUAAGAAAACACACAGACAUCAGACUUUCAAACAUAGGUUGGAAAAAGAAUUAAGUCGUACACUCAAAUAAAUGUUAAUAUUUACAGA